Mytilus californianus (California mussel) is the source of this 1550-nucleotide messenger RNA. RefSeq lists its product as uncharacterized. The record is from RefSeq and is a predicted model, not a curated record. The transcript has 17 exons. Bases 86 to 1345 code for a protein of 419 amino acids. Lineage: Eukaryota; Metazoa; Mollusca; Bivalvia; Mytilida; Mytilidae.
UGGUGAUAGGUACUCAGGGUAUAUAAGACGAGCACCUGCCGCCGACAGAAGCGCAAACAGUUGAUUUCGGUACAGCUAACAGAAUAUGAUGAAAAUUGUUAUCCUCGGUCUUUUGGCCGCAUUGGCAUAUGCAGCUCCCCCUAUGCGCGGUAUGGGUAUGGGUAUGGGGAUGCCACCUAUGAUGAUGCCACCCAUGAUGAUGGGUGGUAUGCUACCACCUGAAGCUCUGGACAUGCUUAAGGACCUUAAACCAAAUGAUAUCAAAGAAGCCAUCAAAAACAUGCCACCACAAAUGAAGAGCAUGAUGCAGGGGAUGGGAAUCUCUGAAGAUCAAAUAAAUGAAGCCGUCAAGAGCCUUCCAGAAGAUUUAACUCCUCUUGUAGAACAAAUGAAAGAAAAACUAGAAAAUCAUCCAGAGGAAGUGGAAAAGGUCAUGGCAAAAGUUGAACUUCCAGAAGAAAUGCAAGCAAAUAUGAAAGAGUCAGCACUCGGUAUUCUAAAGGGAAGAAUGCAAGAAAUGGGCAUGGACAUAAAAGAGGAUGAAGACAUGUCAUCAGUAAUGGAGAAAGCCAAGUCUGCCAUCGCAAACCAACUGAAAGAGGAUGGAUUUGAUUUAAACGACCCAGAAGGUAUGCAAGCCAAGAUGAUGGCUGAGAUGAGAAAAAUCACCAACGCAUCACCUGAUGAGAGUGACGAAGAAGUUAAGAUCAAAGUCGCUAAGGAUCUGCUCGAGCAAAUGAAAGAAAAUGGCCAUGAUGUCGACCCAGAAAAACCACAAGAGGCAAUGGAGAAAUUGAAAACAGAAUUGAAAAGCCAACUGAAAUCCAUGGACAUUGAAAUUGACGAGGAAGACCUUAACGCCAAUGAUUUCAAAGCAGUUUUACAGAAAAUUAUCGCCACUGGCAAACUGGGAAAUCCAAUGCAUUUGAUGAUGUCUGCCAUGGCUACUUUCAGCAGUGGAGAAAUUCCCCAUGGAGGUCCAAUGCCACCACCAAUGAUGAUGCCACAAGAAAUGCCACAUCCACAAGGAGGAUACAGAAUGCAGCCACUAAACUCAUACGUUGAAGGAGCCGAAGAUGCUUUGGUUCACGUAUUCGGAGAUGAUGAUGAGGUUAUUCAAAAUCUAAUGGAAAUCAAAGCUGGAGCAAUGAGAGGUGUCCUCCCAGAACAAGCCCUCUUCAGACUCAUGAAAGACCUUAUGCACUACCGUCUAGAGGCCCGUGUUCUUAUUGCCCAGAACAGAAUCCUUGAAGAGAAAUUAGCUGCCUCCCAGUUCCACGCCAUGCCACCAUUUGCCAGAAGCCCAUUCGCUCUGAGAGUCCUUGGGUGUAGACAUCAUCAUUAAAUGCGUGAUAUAAACUGCUGUUGUUCCAGAAUCUGUGUUCCACUGUAUGCUUUGUUGUGAUACCAAUAAACAUCGGAUUACAAAACAUUACUGUCAAACCAGUACAGUUGUCUUUCUUUCUUUUAAAUGAUGUUAUGUAUCCAUUAAAAUCUUCGUUUGUGUAUGUUUCACUGUAGACUCAUUAAAAACCAAUUAGAUCCACUGA